AUGAACAACCGGAAGGAAGAUAUGGAAAUCGCGUCCCAUUACCGGCACCUGCUCCGAGAGCUGGACGAGCAGCGGCGGCACGGCGUGCUGUGUGACGCGUGUGUGGUGGUGGAGGGGAAGGUCUUCAGGGCUCACAAGAACGUCCUGCUGGGGAGCAGCCGCUACUUUAAAACGCUCUACUGCCAGGUGCAGAAGACGUCCGACCAGGCCACAGUCACCCACCUGGACAUCGUCACCGCCCAGGGCUUCAAGGCCAUCAUUGACUUCAUGUACUCCGCCCACCUGGCCCUCACCAGCAGGAACGUUAUCGAGGUGAUGUCCGCUGCCAGCUUCCUGCAAAUGACAGACAUUGUGCAGGCUUGCCAUGACUUCAUCAAAGCCGCGCUGGACAUCAGCAUCAGGUCGGACGCCUCGGAGGAGCUCGCGGAGUUCGAAGCUGGCGCCCCGGCCAGUGGCAGCACAGAGGCGUUGAUCUCAGCCGUCAUGGCUGGGAGGAGCAUCUCCCCGUGGCUGGCUCGGCGAACCAGCCCAGCCAAUUCUUCUGGAGACUCGGCCAUCGCCAGCUGCCAUGAAGGAGGGAGCAGCCACGGGAAGGAGGACCAGGAACCCAAGGCUGACGGCCCCGAGGAAGUGGCUUUUCCAUCCCUCUGGCCUGGAGAUGUGGCCUAUGGGUCUCUGCACAUCAAGGAAGAGCAGACUUCUCCAUCUCAUUAUGGAGAGAGUGAGCUGCCUUCCGCCAAGGACAGUGCGAUUCAGAACUCUCUCUCAGAGCAGGGUUCCGGCCGGAGGAAGAAUCGGAAGAACAAGGACACCGUGCGGCACAUCACACCGCGGGUGGAGGCUGACAGCCGCCCCGGCUCCCCGGUGCCCUCCUUCCUCCCCUCAGCAGGAUGGCCCUUCAGCAGCCAGGACUCAAAUAUAGACCUGACUGUCACGGAGGGCCAUGGCGUGGACAGCCAAGGAGAGAGGACGGAGCUGUACGCACCGGUGGAUGAAGGCCUCCUGGGAGGAGACGCCGGCUGCCUGGGCCCUCCGCUCACCCCGGAGAAGGACGAGGUGUUGCGCCAGGCCACCGCAGUGGCCAACCUGCGUGCGGCACUCAUGAGCAAGAACAGCCUGCUGUCUCUGAAGGCAGACGUGCUGGGGGAUGACGGCUCCCUGCUGUUCGAGUACCUGCCCAAGGGUGCCCACGCCCUGUCCCUGAACGAGUUCGCAGUCAUCAGGAAGAAGUUCAAGUGCCCGUACUGCAGCUUCUCGGCCAUGCACCAGUGCAUCCUGAAGCGGCACAUGCGCUCCCACACCGGCGAGCGGCCCUACCCCUGCGAGAUCUGCGGGAAGAAGUUCACGCGCCGUGAGCACAUGAAGCGGCACACGCUGGUCCACAGUAAGGACAAGAAGUACGUGUGCAAGGUGUGCAGCCGCGUGUUCAUGUCCGCGGCCAGCGUGGGCAUCAAGCAUGGCUCCCGGCGCCACGGCGUGUGCACCGACUGUGCGGGCCGGGGCGUGGCCCCGCCGCUGGGGCGCAGCGCCGGCAGCCCUGCGGGCUCCCCCGAGGCCCUGUUUGCCGGCAGAGGGGUCUACCUGGAGGACCCCGAGGACCCGCGCGGGGAGGGCGAGGAGGAGCUGGACGAGGACACGGCCAAGUGGAAGGGCGACGGGGGCCUGGCUCAGGAGGACGGGGACUCGCCGCGGGGGCCCCGCAGCCCCUGCACAGAGCCCGGCCAGGACUUCGCCUGGGCUCCUUAGAGCCGCCUGCGAAGGGCGGCUGGCAGCUGCCUCGUCCCGUCCACCUAUGUGUGCGUCUCGUGGGUCUUUGCUCACCGGGGGGCCGGGUCAGGCCCUCUCCCGGGCCCCGCC
Messenger RNA from Dipodomys ordii (Ord's kangaroo rat), 1857 nucleotides. RefSeq names its product zinc finger and BTB domain containing 46 (gene Zbtb46). The record is from RefSeq and is a predicted model, not a curated record. Gene Ontology annotation, biological process: regulation of transcription by RNA polymerase II. Lineage: Eukaryota; Metazoa; Chordata; Mammalia; Rodentia; Heteromyidae. Gene Ontology annotation, molecular function: protein binding; DNA-binding transcription factor activity, RNA polymerase II-specific; RNA polymerase II cis-regulatory region sequence-specific DNA binding. The coding region runs from base 1 to 1746 and encodes 581 amino acids. The transcript has 4 exons.